GUAAUGCAUUUGUGGUUAGCCUGGCUUUGGCUGAUCUGGUGGUGGCCUUGUAUCCAUAUCCACUGGUGCUCUUAGCUAUUUUCCACAAUGGAUGGACUUUGGGUGAAAUGCAUUGUAAAGUGAGCGGCUUUGUGAUGGGACUAAGUGUAAUAGGCUCUAUUUUCAACAUCACUGCAAUUGCAAUAAACCGAUAUUGCUAUAUAUGUCAUAGUUUUGCCUAUGACAAAGUGUACAGCUGUUGGAACACGAUGCUGUACGUCUCCUUAGUAUGGGUAUUAACAGUAAUUGCAACUGUGCCAAAUUUUUUUGUUGGCUCUUUAAAGUAUGAUCCACGCAUCUAUUCAUGCACAUUUGUUCAGACUGCAAGCUCCUACUAUACGAUAUCUGUUGUGGUAAUUCACUUCAUCGUCCCUAUCACCAUUGUGAGCUUCUGCUACCUUCGAAUUUGGGUUUUAGUGCUUCAAGUUAGGAGACGAGUCAAGUCAGAAACAAAGCCAAGACUGAAGCCAAGCGACUUCAGAAACUUUCUUACCAUGUUUGUAGUUUUUGUGAUUUUUGCCUUUUGCUGGGCACCUCUAAACUUCAUUGGGCUGGCUGUAGCCAUCGAUCCCAUGGAAAUGGCACCAAAAGUUCCUGAAUGGUUGUUCAUUAUAAGCUACUUCAUGGCCUAUUUCAACAGCUGCCUUAAUGCAAUAAUAUAUGGACUCCUUAACCAGAAUUUUCGGAAUGAAUACAAACGAAUUUUAAUGUCACUGUGGAUGCCAAGGCUUUUCUUCCAGGACACAUCCAAAGGUGGAACUGAUGGUCAGAAGAGCAAGCCUUCUCCUGCUUUAAACAACAAUGACCAAAUGAAAACUGAUACCUUGUAAAUGUGUAAUAGGUGUAAAAAUAAAUGUCAAUGCAAGAGGCUGUCAUGGACAACUCCAAGAAUAUAGUUGUAAUAUUCUGAUCAUUCUUGCUUACUUUUGGGGUCUUUCCAUUUGGAUGGCACUUUGUGACUGGAAUACUGUCUUUUGAUAAAGCA
This is a messenger RNA of Balearica regulorum gibbericeps (East African grey crowned-crane), 1024 nucleotides long. The record is from RefSeq and is a predicted model, not a curated record. NCBI's taxonomy places the organism in Eukaryota, Metazoa, Chordata, Aves, Gruiformes, Gruidae.